AUGGAAGAAGCCCUAAGAAAGUUCAACUCACCCAUACCCGAUUACGAACCCGACCCGAUUCAUUUCAAGCGAAACUUCACCAAAGCCAAAGCUUCACCGGUUAACCGCAGAUCAUCUUCAAAGGAGAUAACUGUCACCGUCCCCGGAGAUGGAUGCACCAAGACGAGGUACCGCGGCGUUCGGCGGAGGCCGUGGGGACGAUAUGCGGCGGAGAUACGUGAUCCGACGUCGAAGGAGAGACGGUGGCUCGGAACAUUCGACACGGCGGAGGAAGCUGCUUGUGCUUACGACGUCGCAGCUCGUACCUUUCGUGGAUCUAAGGCUCGUACUAAUUUCACUUAUCCGACGGCUAAUGCAGUUCCUGUUCCUGAGCCUAGAUUCUCUUUUUUCUCCAAAAAAUAUCAACCGUCCGUUCGUUGUCCGAUUCCGUUGGAUCAUUCUACUCAUGAGUUUUUCGGUACACCGACACUGCAGAGGAGUAAUAAAGAGCCUCUCUUCUUACGCGACGCAUCGUGCUCCUCUUCUAAAACGUCGCCGUUUAACUCUUUCAACGGUUCGUCUUCUUCUUACUCUCAACCUAAAACGGCUCACGUUUCGUCUUCCCCUGAAGAAAACUACUCGGAGACUGGUCUCUUGCAAGAGGUUGUUCAAGAGUUCUUGAAGAAAAACCCUAACCGUCCUCCGCCGCCGCCGCCAACUCCUCCGCAGUCUCCACCAUCAUACUCGGGUGAUUUCUCUGCUCUCUCCGUUGUCCCCUACAAUUCUGGUUACUUCGACGGCGUGAGCGCUGCCGCUGACGGUGGUUUUACGUACGGAUCAGGCGAGUGGGGGUAUCAGGACAUGUUGAUGUACGGCACUCAGUUGGGAUGUACUUGUCGAAAAUCGUGGGGCUAG
Eutrema salsugineum is the source of this 894-nucleotide messenger RNA. Its product is annotated as ethylene-responsive transcription factor ESR1. Gene Ontology annotation, molecular function: DNA-binding transcription factor activity; DNA binding. Lineage: Eukaryota; Viridiplantae; Streptophyta; Magnoliopsida; Brassicales; Brassicaceae. The transcript has a single exon. The coding region runs from base 1 to 894 and encodes 297 amino acids. The record is from RefSeq and is a predicted model, not a curated record. Gene Ontology annotation, biological process: regulation of DNA-templated transcription.